This is a messenger RNA of Humulus lupulus (European hop), 621 nucleotides long. Its product is annotated as secreted RxLR effector protein 161-like. Bases 1 to 621 code for a protein of 206 amino acids. The record is from RefSeq and is a predicted model, not a curated record. The transcript has a single exon. Lineage: Eukaryota; Viridiplantae; Streptophyta; Magnoliopsida; Rosales; Cannabaceae.
AUGGACAAAUCACACCCAUUGAGUAGCCCAAUGGUGGUUAGAUCACUUUAUGUGAAAAAUGAUUCUUUCCAACCUGGAAAAGAACAUGAAGAACUCCUUGGUCUUGAAGUGUCAUAUCUUAGUGCAAUAGAAGCCUUAAUGUAUAUUGUUAAUUGCACAAGACCUGAUAUAGCAUUUUCUAUAAAUUUAUUAGCAAGAUAUAGUUCUUCUCUAAAGUAUAGGCACUGGAAAGGGAUUAAGCACAUACUGUGCUAUCUUCAGGGUACUAUUGAUAAAUGGUUAUUCUAUUCAAAUAAAUGUGGGUCACAACUAAUUGGUUAUGCAGGUACAGAAUAUUUAUCUGAUCCACAUAAAGCCAGAUCUCAAACAGGCUAUUUUUUCACAUGCGGUGACACUGCUAUAUCUUGGCGUUCAACAAAGAAAACUCUAACAGCUACUUCUUCAAAUCAUGCUGAAAUACUUGCAAUUCAUGAGGCAAGUCGAGAAUGUGUAUGGUUGAGGUCAAUGAUACAACAUAUCCGGGGAACAUGUGGAUUAACACCCAAUAAAGAAGUACGAACAGUUCUCUACGAAUAUAAUGUUGCAUGUAUUGCUCAACUAAAAGGAGGGUACAUUAAAUGA